GACUGAUUUAUGAAUCCCCGCUUUCUCUAUGACAACAUCACAUUUGGUUCCUUUAUGGUUCAUGAUCUGAAACAAAAUAAGAGUAUGUGAUUUAUUAUGUAAUAUCAUGUGAACACUAUUGUAAACCUCAAAUGCGCCCCUGGCAAAUUUGCGUCUGCGCAGAUGUCCCUUUUCAAAUCGCCGGUACCAGCCGAUGUUGUGACUGAUCGUAAUAGUUGAGUAUUGUUCGGCUGGUGCUCUUGUGUAUCGCGCUCAUAACCUUAUGAUGGAUGGGCUGCACGCUCACGAGUCCUUUGGGCGGCUCGACGUGAUGCCACUUUAUUCAGCAUAAAGACUUGUGGAUAUUUGCAUCAAAAGCCACUCUAUCAUCUCCUGUCUCUCUUUUCCACUUACUUUCCACAUACACAACACAAUAACUGUUUAACCCAACUCGUGUCAGAUGUCACGUGAGGUCAAAUAACGUAAAUUAAAUAGAAAAGUAUGAUCAGAAAUGUGCUUAAAAAAUAUAUUCCUACAGCCGAACAAUCAGCAGAGGGUACUUUGCAGUUAAAAAAAUGAAAAUUAUAAGUUUAGUAAAUCUAAUAGGCCUAACAGUAGGCUAUACACCAAUAGAGGAGCAUGAUAUUCAUUAGGCUACUGGCUGAUAUGAUGCAGGUGGGUGGAUAUGGUGAGAUGUGUCAAAACUAUAACAAUAAGACCCACGUGUCACUGACCGACUUAAUCAUGUCUGAACCGAACAUAAGGCCUAAUAAAAACCACGGAGCCCUCAGACACAUUACAGCAAUUCAGGGGAGUGCGCCAGUGAGAGACAUCAAUUCUACGAACAACUUGCUAUUUAUUACUGCUAUGGACUACACUUACCUAACUACUUCUGCUUAUGAGACGGGGAUAGACAGUGGCCGAACCUCUACCCGCUCCACGGAGUUCAGUUCCUGCGGUCAGCCCGUAAGUUUUCAGUACAACAGGUGCAAUUUAGGUGCCACAACCAGCUGUCAUUUCAUUGCGCCCGGAUCCUGCUCUCAUCCGCCAUCCCACUAUAUAACAGUUCAAAAUCUUUUGGCGUAUGAACGAGGCGUCCAGGAGAAGCGCAAACAGAGACGCGUGCGCACCAUCUUUACCAGCUCUCAGCUGAAAGAGCUUGAGCGCGUGUUCGCAAAGACCCAAUAUCCAGACAUUUACACACGAGAAGAGCUCGCGCAGGACAUUCAAUUGACUGAAGCGCGCGUCCAGGUGUGGUUCCAGAACAGACGCGCUAAAUUUCGCAAACAAGAGCGCGCAUCCACGUGGAUUGCGACACCACCCCGAGUGCACAGCCCAGCUUCUCAUAAAAACUCCAAAACGAUGAUAUUACCUCACCCGGACAGCACACAACCCAACCUAACCCAAGAGCCAACACUGGAGACCAACAGUGUCAGAAAGGUUCAGGGAUCAAAAGAGCGCCCCCUGUCAGGAGUUUCUUUUGUUGAAGCGCAGCGGUCAAGCGUUCACUGAAUUCACAUUAGUAUGGAGCGAACAUACAAUUCAUCAGAUGUAGCCUUUGUCUGUUUCCAGUUUUUUUUUCUUGAGGAUCGUGAUUGUUCCCUUUCAGACCGUUGCGGUGGGUUAAGACUUCUGUUGUAAUAUUGUGUUGAAAUAUUGUAUAAAGACAAUGCCCUUUAAAGAAAUAGUUGAUCUAGUUUAGUUUUUAAAGUGUAAAUACUAGAAAUAUAAAAAGCUUAAUUAAACUUCAAAAUUCACAAAAGUUGUGUUCAUCUGUGAAGACGUGUAAGUGUCAUAAACACCGACCUUAUUAUUAUUAUUAUUUUGUGAUAAUCCA
This is a messenger RNA of Misgurnus anguillicaudatus (oriental weatherfish), 1816 nucleotides long. It is a transcript of the gene phox2ba, whose product is annotated as paired like homeobox 2Ba. Gene Ontology annotation, molecular function: DNA-binding transcription factor activity, RNA polymerase II-specific; RNA polymerase II transcription regulatory region sequence-specific DNA binding. Lineage: Eukaryota; Metazoa; Chordata; Actinopteri; Cypriniformes; Cobitidae. The record is from RefSeq and is a predicted model, not a curated record. Gene Ontology annotation, biological process: regulation of transcription by RNA polymerase II.